AUGCCGGAGGAAUUCCGAAUUAGUGAGCGGCUGGCUGCCUGGGACCUCCGGAACGGCCCCCUGGCCCCCGCCCCCGGCCGCCCCCGCCUCUUCAGCUCUGGCCCGCUCAGCCAGCUCCUUCGCACGGAUGCUGAGACCUCCGGAGAGCCCUGGGCCAAGCCUCAAACACAACUAUUAGGAAAACUGAGUCAAGGGACAGACACUGCUGUGAUCAGCCCCCAGGAUCCCACGCUCCUCAUCGGCUCCUCCCUGCAGGCCACGUGCUCAGUGCAUGGGGACCCACCUGGCCCCACCGCUGAGGGCCUCUACUGGACCCUCAAUGGGCGUCGCCUGCCCCCCGAGCUCUCCCGCGUGCUCAAUGCCUCCACCCUGGCCCUCGCCCUGGCCAACCUCAACGGAUCCAGGCAGCAGUCAGGGGACAACCUCGUGUGCCACGCACGUGACGGCAGCAUCCUGGCCGGCUCCUGCCUCUAUGUUGGCCUGCCCCCAGAGAAACCCUUCAACAUCAGUUGCUGGUCCAAGAACAUGAAAGACCUGACAUGCCGCUGGACACCGGGGGCCCAUGGGGAGACCUUCCUCCAUACCAACUACUCCUUGAAGUACAAGCUGAGGUGGUAUGGGCAAGACAACACAUGUGAGGAGUACCACACAGUGGGACCCUACUCCUGCCACAUUCCCAAGGACCUGGCCCUCUUUACGCCCUACGAGAUCUGGGUAGAAGCCACCAACCGGCUGGGCUCAGCCCGCUCAGAUGUGCUCACACUGGACAUCCUGGAUGUGGUGACCACUGAUCCCCCGCCCGACGUGCAUGUGAGCCGCGUUGGGGGCCUGGAGGACCAGCUGAGCGUGCGCUGGGUUUCCCCGCCGGCUCUCAAGGACUUCCUUUUCCAAGCCAAGUACCAGAUCCGCUACCGCGUGGAAGACAGCGUGGAUUGGAAGGUGGUGGACGACGUGAGCAACCAGACUUCAUGCCGCCUGGCGGGCCUGAAGCCGGGCACUGUCUACUUCGUGCAAGUGCGCUGCAACCCCUUUGGGAUCUACGGCUCCAAAAAGGCAGGGAUCUGGAGCGAGUGGAGCCACCCAACAGCUGCCUCCACCCCCCGCAGUGAACGCCCGGGCCCGGGCGGCGGGGCGUGCGAGCCGCGGGGCGGAGAGCCGAGCUCGGGGCCCGUGCGGCGCGAGCUUAAGCAGUUCCUGGGCUGGCUUAAGAAGCACGCGUACUGCUCGAACCUCAGCUUCCGCCUCUACGACCAAUGGCGAGCCUGGAUGCAAAAGUCGCAUAAGACCCGCAACCAGCACAGGAUGAGGGGAUCCUGCCCUCGGGCAGACGCGGCGCGGCGAGAGGUCCUGCCAGAUAAGCUCUAAGGGCUGAGACCGACCUCCCUGCUGCAUGGAGACCCGGGGCUGCACCCAGACUGGGGCCACCUGUUUCCUCACCACAGGGUGCCCGAGCACCCUCUGCAGGAGCUGGAGCAGAUGCUCUGAGCUCUUAGAAUCACAUCUCUGGCCUCCAUGUGAGGCCAUCUUUGGGUACACCCCAGUUGGAGUGUGUGUGUGAAGGUCAACCAAGCUGCCCAGAACCCCUGCCAGGACUGGGAGUGAAGAGAGGUCAUUACUCCCCUCACCCAGGACCCCUCCAAUCUUUUUAAAUAAAUGAACUAUUUAGGUGC
Molecule: messenger RNA, 1670 nt
Organism: Pteropus alecto (black flying fox)
Lineage: Eukaryota; Metazoa; Chordata; Mammalia; Chiroptera; Pteropodidae
Gene: CRLF1
Product: cytokine receptor like factor 1
Exons: 10
Coding region: 1-1365 (454 amino acids)
Biological process (GO): cytokine-mediated signaling pathway
Cellular component (GO): external side of plasma membrane
Molecular function (GO): protein binding; cytokine receptor activity
Source: RefSeq, a predicted model, not a curated record